Molecule: messenger RNA, 4080 nt
Organism: Plasmodium fragile
Lineage: Eukaryota; Apicomplexa; Aconoidasida; Haemosporida; Plasmodiidae
Exons: 3
Coding region: 1-4080 (1359 amino acids)
Source: RefSeq, a predicted model, not a curated record
AUGAGUAAUGAAAAAAAAAAAAAAUGCUUGUUGAACGGUUCGUUCUGGAGUUUCAUCAAGUCGAAGAAAAAUGACGACAACGAGUCCAAGCCGACGGUGGCCCACCUGGGGGAGGAGAACAAAUUUUACUUCAACAAGGAACUGAAGCGAUGGGUGAUAAGGGGCGAAGAAGACAAAGUUGAAAAUGAAGAGAAGGUGACAGCCCCCCCCAAAAUGAGUACUUUGCAAAACGGCAACCAGGGGUACCGCUCCCUGAUGCAGCAAAACAAAACGAGGAAUGCGCGCACUAUCUAUGCAGAAAUCCCCGGGUUAAAAACGAUUAAGAAGAAGAGCAUUCACAUGCAAGGAGGAAUUGUGUCUCCUUAUAUGAUGGAUUCUGGCAAGAACGAAAUGAGUAGCAACACGACUGAUGAAAAUCGGUCAGAUCCAUUUGGCUCCAACACGUUCAUACCGUGUGUGAAAAAAGUUGAAGAUAGCCCUAAAUUGAGGAGCAAAGAUGAGGAGGGGGAAGAUGGUAUUAAGAGCACUGUGGAUGACACAGGUGUGGAUAACAAAAAGACAGAAGGCGUCCCUAGUGGGGUCAGCCAAAUGAAAAGGGAUAAUGGUGACCCAAUGAAGCAACUAAAUGGAAAGGAUUCAAAAGAGGAGAGUAACAUACAUAGUGUAGAAAACAGUAUUUUCACCCCAAAGGUUAACAUGGACAUGGACAGCGAAUAUAAGAGUAACCUUCCCAAGCAGAACUUUCUUAACUCAAAUAAGAAUAACGACAAGGGAGCAUCCAUACAUGACAGUUACUACGCGGGAAAUGGAGUGCCCAGUGAAAGCAUCCCCAAGGGGCACGAUAUGAAAGCAGGCUUCCAUACCUUUAACCAUACAAGUGGGGUUCACAUACCACCCAAGGAGGUGCGAAGUGAUCAUAUGGGUAGCCCGAUUAAGAUGGAAAAUCGAAGCAGCAAUUUUUAUGGUGACAUGGGUUUAGGGUUUAAUGAAGGGAAAGUAACUCCCCCUUUGAGCAGAGUGCUUCCACCAGUGGCACCCCCUACAGGAGGUGCUGUGAAGCCGGUUUACUUUGAACGGCCAGAACGCGGGGGCACAAAAUUUGCUACCAUGCCGAAUGGCACUUACAACGGGCACGAAAUGGAAGGCUCUCCAACGAGAACCCCCGUUGUGGGAUCAAGUGGGACCGAUUCCUGGGCUACAGGCAAAGAUGAUAUGGCGAGAAGUGUGCCAGUUGUAUUUCCCCCUAAUAAUAUGUACUCAACGAAAACGAUGGACGAGGAAGAUGUGCUUGCAAAUCGGGUGAGCGAACAACAUGAGAAGGAGACCCUUUCCAUGAAUGGCAACUACCCAGGAGGUUUCUUCCCUCAGAAGGAAAAGGAGCUAAUGGAACAUUUUUUAAGUGCACUGGAUAAAAGCUUAACGAAGGAAGAUGAAGAUUUGAAGUGUCGGCUAAAGUUAGAAACGGAAAAGCUUCAUUUAAUUCCACAAGAAGAAAGCGCAUUGGAUAUUCUGUAUAAGAAAAUGAACGAGUUGAAGUGUUUAGAAGAGGAGAGCGAAGACGCAGAAGGACUAAUCGCGUCGCACUUAGAUGAAGGGGAUGGUAGCAACACACAAGGAAGAGAAGACGAGGUGGAAGAAGAAUCCAACCUAAACAAUAUUAUACACUUAAUAAAUAAUAAAAAUAAAAAAAUAAAACAAGAGAUGGAAAUGUUUGUGAACGCAUACAACGAGUUGAGAAAGGUAAAAAUGAAAAAUGAAGAAAUGAUUCGGUUGCACAGAAAAAGAGAAAAAAAAAAUCUGCACAUGUUAAAGGAGAUGGAGGAGAAGGAGAGAAAAAGGAGUGCCUCUUUUAAAAAGAAGGAAAAAAAAUACCAAGAGGAAAUCUUGGAGGAAAAAAGAAACUUUGAAUUAGAAAUUAUGAAUCGCGAAAAAGAGUUGGAGAAGGUCAUGAGGGACCAUGAAGUGUCUCUAAGGAUGAAGGAAGAAGAAUUGGAAAUGCUUAGAGGGCAGGAAGGCGCACUGAAGGAACAGUUAAAGAAAGUCGAGUCGGAAGCGGAUAGAAAGGUGUCCAUGCUGAAGGACGAAUUUGAAACGAGGAGGACUGAAGAGAUGGAGCUCCUGCGAGGCGAGCUCAGGGAUGAAGUGAUGAAUGAACUGAGAACAGAACUUAGGGACGAAGUGAUUAGUGAACUGAGAAACGAAUUGAAGGACCAAGUGGUGAAUGACCUUCAAACCGAACUGAAAGACGAAGCGGCCGGUGACCUGGAAAAGGCGAAGAAAAUCGCAGAAGACAAUUUCAACAGCAAGCUAGAAAAGUAUAAAGAAAAAAUGGAAGAAAAUAAAAAUGAUUUUAUUAACAAUCUAAUCAUUGAAAAAAACAGUGAAGUGGAAGCUCUGAGGUGUCAGAUGGAGAAAAUGAAAAAUGAAGAAAUUUGCCAAUUGAAGGAGGAACAGCAGAGGGCGAUGAAUGAGAACAUGGACCAGAUGAAACAGAGUCUCCUCGAGGAGCACCAGCAGCACGUCGAGGAACUGAAGCAAGAGUACGAGUCGCAAAUGAGUAGAGAAAUUGAGGCGCUGCGAGGUGAAGUGAGCAGGAAGGAGGAGGAAUUGGAGACCAUGGGUCAAGAAUUAAUGGAUGAGCGGGAGAGACUUGCUCAGAUGGAGAAUUCGCAUGAGGAGAAGAUAGCUCAGAUGAACAAUGAGAUGAAUCAAUUGGCUAAGGAAAAGGAGCAUCUCGAAUUGAACGUUGCUCUACUGAAGGAGGAAAAGGAAAACGCUAUGAACAGAAAUCAAAAUUUAGAAGAUAACCUAAAGAACAACGAAGAAAUACACAGCAAAAGGGUAAGUCUGCUGCAAGAACAGAAAGACAAAUUGGAGAAAGAAAUAGAAGAAAUGGCACAAAAGAAAAGAAAAGAAUCUGAAGAGAUUAGAGAAAAAUUUGCUGACCUUCUACAAGCAGAAAUUAAUAGAAUUAAAAAAGAGUCUGAAGAAAAGGUACACACUUAUGUUAAACAAUAUGAAGAAAUGAGUGAAGAGUAUGAGACGAAGAAAAAGGAAUUCAGUGAUUUGCUCGAGAAAGCAAACAGCAACAAUAAAGACUUGAAUAAAAAAUAUGAAGAAAAUAUAAUUAAAAUAAAUGAGUACGAAGGAAUGAUUAAGAUGUUGGAGAAUCAAACAGAGCAAAUGGUACGAAAUAAAAUUGAAGAACUAAAUGAAGAAUUUGAAAAGAAAAAAGAAAUUUUCGAAAAGGAAAAAAAAGAUUUACUAGAAAAUUGUGUACACCUUGAAGAAAGUAAUAAGAAAAUGAAGCAACAGAUGGAGAAAGAAAUUAAUCUCACCAUGCAAGAAAAUGAACAGAACAUUGUUCGCAUUACAAAUACGUAUGAGUCCAGGGUCCAGGAAAUGGAGAAGAGGUGCGAACUACUAAUGAGUCAGUGCAGUGAACUCAAAAUGAAGAACGAUGAAAUGAUGGAAAAUUUUUCCAAGGAGAAAGAGCAGACGGAGAGGAGUCUAGAACAUUUGAGCAACGUCAACGAUGAGCUCACCACCCAGAAUGAUCAACUGAGUGAUAACCUAAACGAAGUCAAAAACGAACUGUCCACUCUGCAAGACAAGUACGAACAAGUGGCUAACCAAAAUGCCCACCUGAAGAGCAGCGAAGAAGAGCAAAAGAAACUCAGCAAUAGGUUGAGCGACUUAAAUAAUAUAAAUAGAGAUUUGCUUAAGGUUACAGAAAAGGAGAGAGAAUUAAACGUAAAAAAUAUGAACAUCAUCAAAUCUUUGCAAGUACAAAUAAAGGAACAAACGAAUUUGUACAAGGAGUACACAGAUGAAUUGAAAGAUGAAAUUAAGAAGCUAAAGCGAGCGACUGAGUCGGAAUCCGAUUCGAAUCUCUCGCAAUUGUUAAACGAAAACAAAAAAUUAAAGUUGCAAAAUGAGGUCAUAACCACCAAGAGCGAGACCAUGUCCGUGGCCCUCGACAACUUAACCAAGAGACUCAGCUUCAUUGAGACCAGCAUUCGGGAUAAGGAAUAUGGCCAGGAGAUCAUCCGGCGCGCGGAUGAGUUGCCGCUCGGUUGA